CGGUAGGAGGGGCCGAAUUUAUCCUUUUAGAGCCGCCGGAACAUGGUGGCGGGGCGCGCAUGCGCCGUGCACCAACAUGGCGGAACUGGAGAUUGGACAGCACUGUGAAGUGGAGGACUGCGGGCAGCUUGAUUUUCUCCCUUUUGUCUGUGAUGGCUGCUCAGGAGUCUUCUGUCUUCAGCACAGAAGUCGGGCUGCUCAUGGUUGUUCUGAGGCAAAUCUAAAAAGUGGGGAGGUGAAACCAGAUCACCACAAAUCUUUCUUGUGCACAUAUAAAGGUUGUGAUGGAAAAGAACUUGUACCUGUGUUGUGCCCUUCCUGUGGAAAGCAGUUUUGCUUUCGUCACCGCCAUGAACUGGACCAUGAAUGUGAAAAAUUGGAAAUCCCUAAACCUCGCAUGGCUGUUACCCAGCAGCUUGUUAAAGAUAUUGUAGAUUCUAAGAAAGAAGCCACAGUGAGUAAAAGAGGCAGAGGAGCAAAGAACAGCGAAACAGCAGCAAAGGUGGCCCUAAUGAAACUGAAAAUGCAUGCAUCUGGGGAUAAGUCCUUGGUGCAGACAGAGAGAAUCUACUUCCAAGUGUUUUUACCUAAAGAAAGUAAGGAGAAAAGCAAACCCAUGUUCUUUAGUAGUAACUGGAGCAUUGGUAAAGUGAUAGAUUUUGCCGCUACCUUAGCAAACCUUAAGAAUGAGAACAACAAAACCACAGCUAAGAAAUUACGACUCUGCCACCCGGCAUCUGGAGAAGCUUUGCCUUUGGACCAGACACUAGCAUCUUGGAUAAGCAGCAGAGAAUCCCCACUAAAUAAUGGUGGAAAUGUGAUCUUGGAAUAUCUUGAUAAUGAAGUCCAUUUUCUAGAAAAUGCAACUUCAUAUAUAGAGUAGUCGUGAAAAACACUCUGCAUGUGAUUGUCAGGCCUAACAAAAGUCUGUUUAUAGUUUCAUCAUGUGUUAUUUUUAUCACCUACAUGAAGAAAUUUAAUAAAUUCUGAUUUAUGU
Podarcis raffonei (Aeolian wall lizard) is the source of this 997-nucleotide messenger RNA. RefSeq names its product zinc finger AN1-type containing 1 (gene ZFAND1). Gene Ontology annotation, molecular function: zinc ion binding. The coding region runs from base 77 to 883 and encodes 268 amino acids. The transcript is spliced from 8 exons. Gene Ontology annotation, cellular component: cytoplasmic stress granule; cytoplasm. Gene Ontology annotation, biological process: cytoplasmic stress granule disassembly. NCBI's taxonomy places the organism in Eukaryota, Metazoa, Chordata, Lepidosauria, Squamata, Lacertidae. The record is from RefSeq and is a predicted model, not a curated record.